Suillus clintonianus is the source of this 1314-nucleotide messenger RNA. RefSeq lists its product as uncharacterized. The record is from RefSeq and is a predicted model, not a curated record. The transcript is spliced from 8 exons. The coding region runs from base 1 to 1314 and encodes 437 amino acids. Lineage: Eukaryota; Fungi; Basidiomycota; Agaricomycetes; Boletales; Suillaceae.
AUGUCCCUGAUCUACACCUUGGUGGGCGCCCCUCCUUCUGCAAUCAUAGAUCUACCUCCCAGGUGGACCAGGCAGGGCCACGACACCCACACUCAUAUAGUCUAUGAUUGCUGCGCUCCAUCCGAUUGUCAAACCGUCGUUUUUUGGGCCGAACACCCUUUGGGGUACAAUAUGCAUACAUUGCAAAUAUCUGGAUCCCAAGAUAUGGCAGACGCGUAUUCUUCCGCUUCGCUAAACGAUUAUUCGCUCCUGAAUUCCUGGGGCAUGUCCAAUCUCAACACGAUAUCGGAGGGCAAUAGUGAUUUUGGCGCCUAUGAGAGCUACGAGGCACCAUAUCCUUACUCUACUCAUACUCACUCUGCGCCUCAUGCUGAAGACGAAGCACAUAUCGCCGCUAACGAAUUGCAUGAUAUCGACGCGCCUCCCGCUUCCGAGAACACCAGCACUCUGCAGGGCAUCAUGACGGUAUACCCGAAGUGGCAGUUGGUCCUGGCCUACCUGCGGCUUUUGAUCAGAGUUGCAAUUCUUAAAGGGGAGUCUGAGAACCCUAAUGACAUCACCAGGACUUCGAGUGCGACGAGAGACGAGUUCAUCCGCCCCCUCUUUGCUCAGAGUCUCGUUCGGGCAAACACACCUGCUGCGGAGUUGGAAAUAGUUGUUUCUACUAAGGACGGCAAUAUCAUAAGUGAGCGCGAGAUCUUGGUUAUGGCCGCCUCGUGGGUGUACAACUUCAUUUAUGACUGUAGGCGCGUAGCGUACGAGGGAAUCAAGCAUCCCCGGGCUGGCUUUGGGUUCGGCGCGAUAUAUGGUGUCGCACUCAAUGCUAGGGUUGAGUUUGUGUUAAAACACUUCAUCCCACCACUUUCCACCCUUCUUCCAAUUGAAAAAAACGGAAUAGUUUGGUUUCUCCAGUCGAGGUUCGCUAAAUCACUCCUCUGGCAUAUCGUUUUUAGGGUCACUAGGCCGCACGGUGCCCGAAUCCACACGUCCCCUAACCUACCACAGGUCGUCGCUGAUCUUGAACCUGAUGCGUUCAAAGGCGCCUCCAACCCGCCAUUAGAAACCCUCGCCUUUGUGGGGUCUUUUUGUUUCCACGCGCUGCUCCGAUUCCUGAAGAGGGCCAUAAAAGCGCACCGCGGUCUUACCUCCAUGGAGGAUUAUCCGACUCCCCGCGAAAUUCAUGACCAAAUAAUUGUAACAAUAAUCAUGUUACUGCAACAGCACGACGACCCAGGACUGCCUUCACUCCAGGCCCAGAUGCUCCAGUUUUGUGACCUUCGCACGAUUGAUGUUGUACGGAUUGUCCGCCAGUAA